AGAAUACCAUCUUGAAUGUGGUAACAACAGAAGGCUCAUACUGCUCAGAAUCACAAUGUCUGUGAGAGAAGACUGAAGGAAUUUUACCUAAGGUCUAUGAAGCCAUCCUUUUAAUGAUUUAAAUGACUUUGGCUCAUCAUCAGUGUCAACAAUGAAGGGAUUAUCAAGUAGUCGAAGUCAUCAUCAUGCGGUCGCAUGUGACCCAUCUUAUGAAUCUCUUGCACAUCAUUCAGACCGAAAGCCAUAUUUAUUAAAUCCAGUGGAUACUCAUCCUGCUGAUCAUCCUUACUAUGCCCAAAGGAACUCUUUUCAGACAGAAUGCAUGAUACCCUAUAAUGAACAACUUGCAAGCAGUACAUUCCCCAGGAGACAUUACAAUUCCCAUCAUGAACUUAAGGAAGAAUGUGCUGUGGUGCCACAUGUGGUGCCAAACAAGGUAAACCGUGUUCCAACAAACCUUUUAGACCAUUUUGAACACCAGAUCCCAGUAAGCCGUGAUGGUUACCAUACCCUCCAAUAUAAAAGGACUGCAUUGGAGCACCGUAGUGACAGUCCUGGGAGGAUACGACAUUUAGUACAUUCUGUGCAAAAGCUCUUUACAAAGUCUCACUCCCUUGAGGGUCCUUCUAAAGGGAGCAUAAAUGGUAACAAGGCAAGCUCUGAUGAACUUCAUGGUCUUAAACAUGGCAAGCGCAGUAAGAGCAAGGACAGGGGUAAGCCAGAGGCUAAACCUCGGACAAACAUCUCAGGCUGGUGGAGUUCUGAUGACAACUUGGACAGUGAUGUCUGCCUUUAUCAUGGGCCUUCUGCUGUCAUGACAAUGGGUAGAUGUCCAGAUCGAUCUGCCUCCCAGUAUUUUAUGGAAGCCUACAAUACUAUUAGUGAACACACCCUAAAAACAUCAAGGAGCAAUAAUGAUGUAAAAUGUACUACCUGUGCAAAUAUACCCAUUAACCUGGAUGCACAACUUAUGAAGAAAAGCGCAUGGUCCUCAACUCUUACCGUGAGCAGAGCACGUGAAGUCUACCAGAAGGCCUCUGUAAAUAUGGAUAAAGCGCUAAUGAAGUCUGAGGCUUGUCAACAGGAGCGAUCAUGCCAAUAUUUACAGGUCCCUCAGGAUGAAUGGAGUGGCUUCUCACCUCUUGGAAAAGACGAUGAAAUCCCAUGCCGCAGGAUGCGUAGUGGAAGUUACAUCAAGGCAAUGGGGGAUGACGAUAGUGGGGACUCUGACACCAGUCCUAAACCCUCUCCAAAGAUUGCAGCACGAAGAGAAAGCUACCUGAAAGCCACCCAGCCUUCACUGACUGAACUGACAACUCUCAAGAUAUCAACAGAGCACUCUCCAAAACUACAGAUCCGAAGUCACAGUUACCUUCGGGCAGUAAGUGAAGUUUCUAUCAAUAGAAGCCUCGACAGCUUGGACCCAGCAACACUGCUCACUUCGCCAAAGUUCAGAUCGCGAAAUGAGAGUUACAUGAGAGCUAUGAGCACUAUUAGCCAGGUGAGUGAAGUGGAAGUCAAUGGCCAAUUUGAAUCUGUCUGCGAAUCAGUGUUCAGUGAGCUGGAGUCCCAAGCGGUGGAUGCCCUGGACUUGCCAAUGCCAGGCUGCUUCCGCAUGAGAAGUCACAGUUACGUGAGAGCCAUUGAGAAGGGCUGUUCGCAGGAUGAUGACUGUGUGUCGCUACGCUCAUCUUCCCCACCUCGCACAACUACAACUGUGAGGACAAUUCAGAGCAGCACUGGUUUUCGACCACCUAUCCUGGCAGCAGCAGCAGCUACAAGGCAGGAACCAACACUGAAUGGGACAUCAAUCCACCACAGGGCACACACACGCACAGUGUCAUCAUGCAUAACCACAUACAAGAAGACGCCUCCUCCAGUUCCCCCAAGAACAGCAACAAAGCCCUUCAUCUCCAUUACAGCUCAGAGCAGCACAGAAUCUGCUCAGGAUGCCUAUAUGGAUGGCCAAGGACAAAGAGGAGACAUCAACAGCCAGUCUGCCCUGAGUAACUCGACAGAGAGUAUAGACAGUAUGAAAGCCUUAACAGCUGCUAUCGAGGCAGCAAAUGCACAGGUUCAUGGCCCAGCCAGUCAGCAUGUGAGCAACAGCACAAUCACCAUUACCUCUACAUCCGCUAUGAUGAGUGACAAAGGUGGACAUACCUCUGAGGACUCCAAGAGAGAUGUACUUCGCAAGAGCAAGUGCUUGUCCAUUGGAAUACAGGUGGACGGACCUGAAGAUUCAGCUGAUUUUGAGAACAAUUCAUUCUCAAACAAGUUCCAGUCGGUGGGAGUCCAAGUGGAGGAAGAGAGGUGUUAUCGAAGAUUCACCCGAUCCAACAGUGUUACGACGGCAGUCCAAGCUGACCUGGACACCCAUGAGAUCUUAGAUGGACCAUUAAAUUCUCCAGAAAUAGACCAUCCCACCUCCAGCUCCAUAUCUAGACAAUAUUCCCGGGAUGCCAGCACUUCUACUGUCAGCAUUCAGGGCUCAGGGAACCAUUACCAUGUCUGCGCUGUAGAUGAUGACUUUGCUGGCUUUGACCCUUCUAUCUUACCACCACCAGACCCAUGGAUUGACAGUGUUACCGAUGACCAUAUGGAGGUAGUUCAGAGGUCCGUGUGCCAUAGAGAUGGACGCUGGUUUCUAAAGCUUCUCCAAGCAGAGACUGAUCGGAUGGAAGGCUGGUGCCAGCAGAUGGAGAGGGAGGAACGAGAGAAUGACUUGCCUGAUGAAAUUUUAGGGAAGAUCCGAAGUGCAGUGGGCAGCGCCCAGCUGCUGAUGUCUCAGAAAUUCCAGCAGUUCCGGGAGCUGUGUGAAGAAAACUUGAACCCCAUUUCUCACCCUCGGCCGACUUCUCAGGAUUUAGCGGGAUUCUGGGACAUGCUGCAGUUGUCCAUUGAGAAUAUCAGCAUGAAGUUUGACGAACUGCAUCAGCUGAGAGCCAACAACUGGAAGCACUUGGCUCUUCCUGAAAAGAAGGAGAGAAGAAUGCCUCCACCAGUGCCAAAGAAGCCACCAAAAGGUUACCCACCCCUGGUGAGGGACCGGUCUCUGGAAAGCACCGAAAAGCAGCGGCAAGAGGCACGGAAAAGGCUGAUGGCAGCCAAGAGGGCUGCCUCAGUGCGGCAGAACUCAGCUACAGAAAGUGCAGACAGCAUUGAGAUUUACAUCCCAGAGGCGCAGACCAGACUCUGAGCCACCCAGAGCAGUACGUCAGUUAACAUGCACACCGUCCCUUUCUCACAUGCAC
This is a messenger RNA of Erpetoichthys calabaricus (reedfish), 3254 nucleotides long. Its product is annotated as disks large-associated protein 1-like. Gene Ontology annotation, cellular component: postsynaptic specialization; glutamatergic synapse. Gene Ontology annotation, molecular function: molecular adaptor activity. The coding region runs from base 152 to 3199 and encodes 1015 amino acids. Gene Ontology annotation, biological process: signaling. The record is from RefSeq and is a predicted model, not a curated record. Lineage: Eukaryota; Metazoa; Chordata; Cladistia; Polypteriformes; Polypteridae. The transcript is spliced from 12 exons.